AUGAUCUCUUGUGCUGAGCAGCAAAGCUGAAGCCGACAGGGAGAGGCCGACAGGCCCGGCUCCGGUGGCUCCAGCUUCCCUCCAGCUCUGGCUCCUGGGAGCUGCUUUGGAAUUCUCUCAGCGCCUGGUAUUUCCAUGCAUUUACUUGGACCUCACAAAGCUGAGUCCACAAUGCGCAGGCAUGAGGAUAAAGAUGCCGAGCUGGACCGUAGGAUAGUUGCCCUGCGCAAGAAGAACCAGGCCUUACUACGAAGAUACCAGGAGAUAGAAGAAGAUCGUCGGCAGGCGGAGCAGGGGGGCAUGGCUGUGACCACUCCAGGGUUCCUCCAACCCGACAGCCUCACAGUCACCAUCAGCCAGGUUCCUGGUGAAAAGAGGGUGGUCAGCAGAAACUGGACCAGGGCGCCCCUUUCACCUGGAGUGACUACCACACUGACAGAUGAAGAUGCUGCAGACUCACGGGGAACUUUCAGCAUGGGGGACCGGGUGGAACUCGCUGUCACCAUGGAAAACAAAGCCAAGGCCAAGCGCAUCGUGAGUGAGAAACCCACGACCCAACCAAGGAGCCCAAGGGCAAAAGGAACAUCUGGAGGAGGCCAGGGCCGGAGUUGUCCCUUGCAGACGACUUUCAGCUCAGAUUCAGCAGGGAAGGCUGUUUUGGAGCCCCGGAGUCCAGGUGUGGACCCAGGCCCACCUCCCCAACAGCUUUUGGGGGUGCCUCCAGAGGCCAGCUGGGACUACAUGCAGUGGAAACAGGAGAGAGAGCAGAUUGACCUGGCCCGCCUUGCCCGGCACAGAAACCCACAGGGUGACUGGAGUCGCCCAUGGGACCUGGACAAAGCCAAGCCCAUGCCACAGAACUGCAACAAGCCUAGGGACAAGGACCUGGCCAUGGGCAGCAGAAAGGGUCCUAGGACCCACCCGAAGCCUCAGCACCCACCAUCAUCCCUGGAUGGAAAAUGUCGGGGUGGACAAUCUGGAAGACCUUCGGUGACAUGUACCAUAGGCAGCAAACCCCAGGGGAAGGAGAGGCUAACUGGCAGGGCCCGAAGGUAUGAUGUGAAAGAAGAUAGGAAGCUGCAGAGACAGGAGGGAAGCCAGAGCAACCCGAAGAGUCCCAGUGCUGAGGAAGAGUGUGUACAGACUCGGAAUGAAAGCGAGCCAGACAGACAAGAGACCAUCCCUGCAACCAGUCCAACUCCAGCUUCCUCAGAGGGGCUAAAAGGAGAAUCGGGAGCCUCUACAGCCAGUUUGUCCCCAGACUCUCCACAACAGUCUGACUUGGCUCCCCUUGACCUCUCUGUAGGAGGAGGUAGCAACCCCAAUCCUGGAAAAAGUACAAGUAUACUCAGUCCGAAGGCUGGGGCUCAGGAAAGUCCAGUGUCAUGGCCAAAUGGUUCUGAGCAGACCCUGGGGUGCAAUGACCACCAGCCUGGGCUGGAAGUCCACAGUGGCACUGAGUCACAGAGAGAAGCAGAGACCCCAGAGCCCAAAGCGGACGGGGCUGGUAAGGCUGGGGUACAGCAGAACCUGACACCAAGAAGCAGGCCCCCCAGAGGAACUGGCCCAAGGGCAAGAGGCACAAGUAAAAGAAGCAGGGCUGGUGGUCCUGGCCCUGCAGGAAGAUGCUGAGUGAAGCUCAUGGGAGUUGGGGAGCUAGGCUGUGGAGGGGAGAACUCAGUCAAGAGUCUUCUGUGUGGUAGGAGUUACAGCUGUUAGUGGGAGUCUUGUACCUUCCUGGUUGAGCAAUGUGGCAAGAUUCCACAGGGACACCAUGCCUCUUACGCAUACCUUUCUACACAGUGGGUUUGUACAUGUAAGCAAGGUCCCUGCUGUAUUUUGCAGGCUGUGCUCUCUUGUUCAAGGCUGGUAUCCCUGGCCUGGGCUUACUGUUACCUAGGCCAUAAGCCUUUCCCACCAAGCAAGAUUUGGCAAGACCCCAAUACAUGGGUCUCCUGA
This is a messenger RNA of Grammomys surdaster, 1959 nucleotides long. It is a transcript of the gene Ccdc9b, whose product is annotated as coiled-coil domain containing 9B. Lineage: Eukaryota; Metazoa; Chordata; Mammalia; Rodentia; Muridae. The transcript is spliced from 11 exons. The record is from RefSeq and is a predicted model, not a curated record.